This is a messenger RNA of Nicotiana attenuata, 3207 nucleotides long. Its product is annotated as protein ENHANCED DISEASE RESISTANCE 2-like. Bases 653 to 2716 code for a protein of 687 amino acids. Lineage: Eukaryota; Viridiplantae; Streptophyta; Magnoliopsida; Solanales; Solanaceae. The transcript is spliced from 22 exons. Gene Ontology annotation, molecular function: lipid binding. The record is from RefSeq and is a predicted model, not a curated record.
AAUAAAAAAGAAACAUAAAGAGCUUUUAUAUUUUAUGUAAAACUUUAUUUGAUAAUCCCAAUUCUUCCCACUGUUUCUUUCUCUUCCCUUCGCCGGCCAUUUUACUCGCAAUUCUGGUUGCGGAGAUCAUGUGACCCUCUCCCCCUCCCCGCCCCUCAUCCUCCUUCUUUCUACCUACAGAUACAUAUGUUGUAUCUCUUUUCUCUGUGUGUGUACUCCAGUAGAUGCACUAGCUCCAUAAUUGUGUGCACGCACAUAUAUUUUACUAUCUCAAGUAAAGCCACCUAGGUUGCACUCACACAUUAGCUCAUUCUACGCGCUGCUUUUUUUUUUCCUUCACAAAUUGAGGAGAUUCGAACUGUUUUAGCUGCGAUCAUCAAUUUUGAAUAAAGUUUUGUAAUCGUCUAGUGAAUUUCGGAGUGUUCAUUUGGUUUCAGUCUGUUCUCUUUUUUUUUUUGGUGGAAUUUUUUUUUAAUUGAAUUUGGAAUAAUGAUGAUCGAUAGUGUGGCGUAGUGUUAAUCGAAUUGGCGGAAGUGAGGUUUUUCACUGAUCUUCCGGUUUUCUGAAAAUAUCUGGAGUUUUUUUUUUUUUUUUUUGGUUUCAACAAUUUGGAAUCUGAAAACGUGUAAAUAUAUAAUUGGAGAGUUGUUGGAUGUCGAAAGUGGUGUAUGAGGGAUGGAUGGUGAGGUAUGGGAGGAGGAAGAUUGGGAAAUCCUAUAUUCAUAUGCGUUAUUUUGUUCUUGAGACUCGAUUAUUGGCCUAUUACAAGAAGAAGCCUCAGGACAAUGUGGUUCCAGUCAAGACUCUUCUAAUAGAUGGCAAUUGUCGGGUGGAAGAUCGCGGAUUGAAGACUCACCAUGGACAUAUGGUUUAUGUCUUAUCAAUAUAUAACAAGAGAGAGAAGUAUAAUCGAAUGACGAUGGCAGCUUUCAACAUUCAGGAGGCACUUAUUUGGAAAGAAAAGAUCGAAUCGGUGAUUGAUCAGCAUCAAGAGUCAAAAGGUGCUAAUGGUAAUAAGUAUGUCUCCUUCGAGUACAAAUCCGGAAUGGACAGUGGGAGGAACGGUUCCUCAUCAGAUCGUGAAAGCCAGUUAAGUGCUGCUGAGGAUGAAGAUGAUUCUCAUGCAAACUUGCUGCGAAGGACUACAAUUGGAAAUGGUCUUCCUGAGUCGGUGGUUGACUGGACAAAGGAAUUAGACUCAGAUUUGUCAAACCAGAAUGCUAGCAAUCAAGCGUUCUCGAGAAAGUACUGGCGGUUGCUUCAAUGCCAAAACGGGCUUCGCUUAUUUGAGGAGCUUCUUGAUGUUGAUUUUCUACCAAAGAGCUGCAGUAGAGCAAUGAAGGCUGCUGGGGUUGUGGAGGCUAGUUGUGAAGAAAUAUUUGAGCUUGUAAUGAGCAUGGAUGCAACACGUUUUGAGUGGGACUGCAGCUUCCAGGAUGGUAGUUUAGUUGAGGAGGUAGAUGGACACACAGCAAUACUAUAUCACAGACUUCAACUGGAUUGGUUCUCGACGUUUAUAUGGCCUCGUGAUCUUUGUUAUGUACGAUAUUGGCGUCGAAAUGACGAUGGCAGCUAUGUUGUGUUAUUUCGUUCUAGGGAGCACGAGAAUUGUGGUCCAGUACCUGGAUAUGUUCGCGCUCAUAUAGAGAGUGGUGGAUUCAAUAUUUCUCCUCUCAAACCUCGUAAUGGGAGGCCCAGAACGCAAGUCCAACACCUAAUGCAGAUCGAUUUGAAGGGGUGGGGUGUUGGCUAUAUCUCAUCCUUUCAACAGCAUUGUCUGUUUCAGAUGUUAAACAGUGUUGCUGGACUUCGCGAGUACUUUUCCCAAACUGACGAAAGGGCUGCUACGCCGAGAAUACCAGUUAUGGUUAACAUGACAUCAGCAUCUAUCUCCAAGAAGAGUCAACACGAAUUAGGGACUUCUCAUCACCGUACUGCGUCCUUAGACCUAGUACAUGCUGCAAAUAGAAAUGCUUCAAUGAUGGAUGAUAUCUCUGAUGAGGAUGAAGAUUUUCAAGGGGCCGAUCAGGAGGUAAUGCCACCCAGCUUUGAAAAUGAAAUGAAGAAGACUGCCCUUGAAGAACCUUUGGAGCAAAUUGAUUUGUCCAUUUUCUCGGGUAACCUUCGACAUAAUGACAAUGAUGGUGGACGUAAUUGCUGGAGAAUAUCUGAUGGAAAUAACUUUCGAGUUCGUAGCAGGAAUUUUUGUUAUGACAAAUCAAAGACUCCUGGGGGUAAACAUUUAAUGGAGCUUGUUGCGGUUGACUGGUUCAAAGAUACUAAACGCAUGGAUCAUGUUGCCAGGCGUCCUGGUUGUGCAGCACAAGUUGCUUCAGAGAAAGGACUGUUCUCUUUGGUGUUUAAUCUUCAAGUACCCGGAUCAACUCACUACAGCAUGGUUUUCUAUUUUGUAAUGAAAGAGCUAGCACCUGGUUCUCUCUUGCAACGUUUUGUUGAUGGUGAUGAUGAUUUCCGCAACAGUAGAAUGAAGCUCAUCCCUUCAGUGCCGAAGGGAUCCUGGAUUGUGCGUCAGAGUGUUGGAAGUACCCCUUGUUUACUGGGGAAAGCAGUUGAUUGCAACUAUAUCCGCGGGCCUACAUAUUUGGAAGUUGAUAUUGAUAUUGGUUCUUCUACGGUGGCAAAUGGCGUUCUGGGGCUUGUGAUUGGUGUAAUUACGUCACUAGUAGUUGAUAUGGCUUUUCUUGUACAGGAAUAAGGCUAAGUUGCUCGGACUCAGGUGCGGGUGUCCGAUACGGUUGCGGAUAUAGAGGUCGGAUCCUUCAUAAUCUAAAUUUUAAGAUUCGUGGGUAAAGAUCCAGGUACAUAUACAGGUGCGGGGAUUUCCCUAAAAAUACUUCAAAUAUCUAAAAAUAGAGUUAUAAAAAUAUGUCUAAAUUAUGAUACAUUAUGUGGAAAACUUAUAAGAUAUUCCGAGAAGGAGAAAAUAUUGAUCAAGAAGAGAAUCCGGGAAGGAGAUAAAAAGGAAAAGGACUGACAUAGAAAUUUCUAUAUACAAGGUAUCCAAUGUUCUUCAAUUUCACCCUAACUUUUGUUUUGAUGUCAAAAAUUAUUGUAUCUGUCCUGAAUUUUUCUAUCGAUUUUGAUCCAAGUACCCAAAAUUGGUAGACCAGAUCUAGUAUGGAUCUCACACUCACGCCCACGUCGUGUCAAAACGGGUGCCGCACCGAAAGUGAAGAGUCCGAGCAA